Molecule: messenger RNA, 945 nt
Organism: Orbilia oligospora ATCC 24927
Lineage: Eukaryota; Fungi; Ascomycota; Orbiliomycetes; Orbiliales; Orbiliaceae
Exons: 1
Coding region: 1-945 (314 amino acids)
Source: RefSeq, a predicted model, not a curated record
AUGGACGGCGUCAAGACACGUUACGAUCCUGUCGUCAUUCCCCGCUCUGCUAAGACUAGAAAGUUCGACGUCUUCAUUGUCGGGUUUGACCACUGCCUCUAUCAUCGCGGAUGGCUAGCUGGCCAGGGAUGGGCAAAAGACUGGACCAAGAUUGCUACCAACUGCCUUGGCCCACCAGCCAUAGUCUCUCGUGACAGCGACAAGUUCAUCGAGCUUGCCUACGUCGGUACGGAUCACUCGCUCAAACACAAGCGAUUAGAGGAGAACCAAACAUGGUACCCUGCCGGUACCGAAACCAUGGAUUGGGGUGGCAAGUAUAUUUAUAACCGUGGUUCUGCAUGUAGCUGGAGUACCGACCAUGUCAGCUUCUUCUUCAUCGGUAUGGAUAGUAAAUGUUACGAGAAGCGUUGGGUGAGGGGUAUUGAGGGAUGGAAUGAUUUCGAACUCCCAGGAACCUGGACUAUCCCUCCGCGAGCACUCUCACAGUACAAAGACGAACAAAAAAUGACCGUCUAUGGAUUGAAUGAGGAGAGCAAGCUCUUCUAUUGCGGACGUACCGGCGCAGGGGAUGUUGGUGGAUGGAACCACACCGUUUUCGACGACGGUACUUACUCGAAAGAGAUACCGGAGGCCGUCUCAUUUGGAGAUUCUGGUCAGAGAAUAGAUGUAUUCGUUGUUGGGCUUGACAGCUCCGUCUACCAAAAAACUUGGACAAAGGCAACCGGCUGGAAAGAUGCGAAGAAAAUUGGAGGCAACACCAUCUAUGCCCCGAGAGCGGUCAGUUGGGGGGACAGCAGUGUGACCAGAUACGACUUGUUUGCUGUUGGUCGAGACUUCUCGAUGUGGCAUUUGUUUAGUAACGAUGGAGAUAAAUGGUUGCCCGGCGAUGCCACCUGGGAAAGUUUAGGAGGCAAGACGGCAACGAUGGCUGGUGGCAGAGUUUGA